AUCUUAGAGAGGCAGUGCUCACAUUUGCUGAACUGUAGCACGCAGGGUCUGUGGUGGACUCCUGCAAGCCCACUUUUUUUUGUUGUAAACUGUGAUUUCUUUUGGAAGUUUGAAAGAAAAGAAGAGGCAGAGGGAAACAAAAAGUUUGCUCAGGAGACGCCGGGAACAGCUAUGAACCAUAUCUAUAGCAAUCAGUUGCAGCAACUCAGAGGGUCAGGAUCCACAAUGGGCCUGAACAGUAGUUCUUCAGUAUACCUGUAUGGAGGAGAUGGUAGGAUGUUCCCUUCCUUGGGAUUCAGUGGAAAUAACGUGAUGGCCAGGCAUGAGCCUCCUCAAAAGCCUCCAUACAGUUACAUUGCUCUGAUUGCCAUGGCUAUCAAGAGUGUCCCUGAACAGAAAGUGACAUUGAACGGCAUCUAUCAAUUCAUCAUGGAGCGCUUCCCAUUUUACCAUGACAACAAGCAAGGGUGGCAGAACUCCAUCAGGCACAACCUCUCACUGAACGACUGCUUUGUCAAAGUCCCUCGGGAAAAGGGCAAACCUGGAAAAGGGAGCUACUGGACCCUGGAUCCGAGGUGCACGGACAUGUUUGAAAAUGGCAACUACAGGAGGAGGAAAAGAAAGGCCAAGUCCCAAGGAACUCAGGAGCAGAGGGAAGGGAAGAGGAGCAAACCAGAAACUGGUGAAGAGUGCGCAAUGGCAGACGAGUCUUCCAAAUCUGGACUUGACCGUGACAUUAAACCAAGAUCCAACUCAAGUGACCUGGAGAAUUUCAAACAAGCAGGUAAUUCGCCAGACAGUGUUCAUUCAGGAAAUUUGAGAACUGAAAGCGGCGGAGAAAAGCAAAAUAAUUGCUACCCAGAGUUGGCACCAUCAAGCAUCGGGGGGAAAAGUGUCAAGGCACUGAGGUGUGAGGAAUUAACAUUUCUUGACCCGCCUGCUGCGGAAUCUAUUGACCAGGCGGUGACCCAUCCAGUCCAACGUGGUGUGUGGACUAGCCCUUCUUCAGCAAGUCUUCCGCCUGCCGUGCCCAUCCCUCCUCCAGCCGCUACCUCUGUUGCAUUUGGAUUCAUGGCCUUGCCAGGGCAAGUUGGACCUACAAAGGGGAGCCAAGGUGAGAUGUCAGGAGGGGCCGCAAAGGCAAAUUCGCCCACAGUAGCCGAGCCAUCUUCUAGUUCUCAACCGGGGAUGAACUCACCCCAGGUAAUGAGAACACCGGGAAAGCAAGCACUUCGCUCCCCCUCAGUGGUUGGAGACAGCAGCCAACAGAACAGAGGGCAGAAAGCUGAAAAUAGUUCCAACUCACACGGCGCACGGUCCAAAAGCUUUAGCAUAGAAAGUAUCCUGUCCAGGGAAAGCCAUCACAGCGAAAAUAAUUGUGAAAGUGACCAGCUCGAUAAAAACCCAACUUCAAAACUGAAUUUAAUAAACUUACCCAAUAGAUGUUUCGGCAAUUCGCUUUUAGAUACUUCGACUAAGGUCUACGCCGCUUUUAAUACUUCAUUGCCGUUUGAUACACAUCAGUUACCUGGUAAAUAUUAUCAAAUCGGUUUUCCUUUUUAUUCGUACCUUCCCCUAACGUGUUCAGAAACAUGUUUUAAUUUUAAAUAGAUCAGUAAUUUAUCAAAAAUCCACCUGAUCACCUUCUAUGGUACGACAAUAAAUAUUUGACCAAAACCUGAAAGAUCUCUCAGAUGACUAAAAAUGUUUUUGAAUUACUCGUGAAUUGAAUAUUUAGACACCUCCAGUGUGGAGGUAGAUUAAUUUUACAAGAACCGAUGGGUUAAUUGUUUCCAGCAGUUAUAACAGACCCAUGUCUGUGAACCCCUCAUCAUCUGUUAGGCGGGGAUUUUUAUAUAUAGAGAGAGCUCUCCAUUUAUGUGGCGCCUGCCUCAGAAGGGGUUUCACAUACAUUGAAACUGAGUCGAAUUAAACGGGGUAUCGUUUUAGUUGCUGCAUUCAGUGAAUUGAGCAUUUAGAUGAUACAAAUCUCAUUAACUGACGAGUAAACGUCUCGCUUGCUUAAGCCAGCACAUCCUGAUAUCAACCAUUCUAUGAGAUAGACCCCAGCUGUAUUAACGUAUAUCUGGGCGGAAGCAUUGUCUUUAUUCCGCACAAUCAAGUUUAGUUUUACUUCCCUACUAUCACGCACGCUAAAUAACGCUUCAUUUCUUGCAGAGAACUUUUGACGUCUAGUAUAACUUGCGUUUACUACACCG
Molecule: messenger RNA, 2219 nt
Organism: Chiloscyllium plagiosum (whitespotted bambooshark)
Lineage: Eukaryota; Metazoa; Chordata; Chondrichthyes; Orectolobiformes; Hemiscylliidae
Biological process (GO): cell differentiation; anatomical structure morphogenesis; regulation of transcription by RNA polymerase II
Molecular function (GO): DNA-binding transcription factor activity, RNA polymerase II-specific; RNA polymerase II cis-regulatory region sequence-specific DNA binding
Source: RefSeq, a predicted model, not a curated record